This is a messenger RNA of Colletotrichum truncatum, 819 nucleotides long. The record is from RefSeq and is a predicted model, not a curated record. NCBI's taxonomy places the organism in Eukaryota, Fungi, Ascomycota, Sordariomycetes, Glomerellales, Glomerellaceae.
AUGCACAUUGCGCCAACGGCUCCGAUGGACUGUUCAGAAGAGUUAAGCAGUCCUGUCGCAAAGUCUGAAGAUGCUACUGUCUUCUGGAACGAUGUACUAGAGAAAGUCUUAGUCGCAGCUGACAGGCAGAUCCAGCGCUUCGAUGCUGAGGAGCUGGUUGCCCACCGUCUCGACGAGGCAUGUGACACUCAGUUUGAGACCCAAGUCCGUUGGAAGGGAAAAGAUGAGACCUGGGAGCCUGAGGAAAAUAUCGCAAUAAAGAAAGCCACAGUUGCCACCGAUUCGAUGUGCGGACGCGUUCAUGGAACUGCGGCACAAGAUGUCGCAGCUGACACGCAGAUCCAUCGCUUCGUUUUUGAGGAGCUGCUUGCGCACCGUCGCGACCCGACAUGUGACACUCAUUUUGAGAUCCGAGUCCGUUGGAAGGGAAACGAUGAGACCUGGGAGCCUGAAAUAAACAUCCAGAAAGAUGCUCCGUUGGCCUUGUUCGCUUACUGGAAACGCCUGAAGGGCGGACGGGAAGGUGCGAUGGUGGACAAUGGAUUGUGGCACCCUUUCAAAGUCGAGUCUCACAAGAUCAAACCCGCUGGGAGCGUCUACUUGGAGGUCGCUUGGGUCGGGUCUCCUGAAACAUCUUGGGAGCCAGAAAAAGAAAUUCAAGAAGCUGACGAGAAACUUGUGAAAAGGUACUGGGCGUCUGUUGGCGGCCGUGCUGCGGCAAUGAAGAGACCGACCGAGGUUAAGUCUUCGGUAAACGGAGCCGUUCUAGGCGACACAACAGCUUGGAGCAACCGACAGAGGAAAAGACCAGCACCAUGA